UGGAGAGGGACUUUCCUGAACCACUUCAGCCGCUGGAUACACGAUCAACUUGACAGUUUGCAUCAUCAAACGAGCUUGAGGUCGCUGGGUAGCAACCAUUAGGAGUUGUUGCUUGGCUUCUUUUCCUCUGAUUUCGUAGCUAACGCCUCGUUUCUGGUUUUUGGGUGUGAGCUGGUUUCACUACAAAACCUGCAGUCAUGCCGGUUAGAAAACAAGAUGCCCAUCGAGCCCUGGAGCUCCUGGAAGACUACCACACUCGACUUACUAAGCCCCAGGAUAAGCAGCUUAAGAUGGCCAUCGAACGUGUCAUCCGUAUCUUCAAAAGUCGACUCUUCCAGGCCCUUUUAGAUAUCCAGGAGUUUUAUGAGUGCACACUUUUAGAUGACAGUAAAUCUACACAACAGAAAACUCUGGAGACACUUCGAAUAGCCAGCAAAUGGGAACAGGAACCACCCAUCACCAACACACAACCAAAGAUAGACAAAACACCAGCUUCUACAGAUGAUGAACUUCCACCCCCUCCUCCAGAGUUGAGUGAAAACAAGAUAGAGUCCCGCACAGAAAAGUCACCGGCAGCCAUGGCGCCCCCUACCAAGGCCGCUGUGCCAUCUAUAGACGAUGAUGACUUGCCGCCUCCACCGCCACAAGGGGGAUCAGAGACAGGUGAUUCGGACUAUAUGAACGGUGGCGGGGACUGGGAAUAUGAAGAGAUUCCACUGGAGAGGGGGAACACUGGUCUUGGGUUCAGUAUUGCGGGCGGUAGUGACAAUCCUCACAUCGGAGAGGACCCGGCAAUAUUCAUCACAAAGAUCAUCCAAGGUGGCGCUGCUGCUGCUGAUGGCAGACUCAAAAUGAACGAUAUCAUCGUCAAGGUGAAUGAGACAGAUGUAUCUAAUGCUACACAUUCCGAGGCGGUUGACGCACUGAAGCAAGCGGGAACACGGGUGGUUUUGUAUGUUAAAAGACUUCGGGCACCAUUGGAGAACGUGUUAGAGAUAGAAUUGGUGAAGGGAAACAAAGGGUUAGGUUUUAGUAUUGCUGGAGGUAUCGGCAAUCAACAUAUACCAGGAGAUAAUGGAAUCUUUGUCACCAAAAUCAUCGAGGGAGGGGCAGCUGAACAGGACGGCCGGUUGGCUGUAGGAGACAGACUCAUUGCUGUGAACGAUGACAACUUAGAAAAUGUGAGUCACGAAGAAGCUGUUGCAGCUUUGAAAGCCACACAAGAAGUUGUACGAUUAACAAUAGCUAAACCUACAUACGUACCACCAGACAGUGUUCAUCAGGACCCGUCCCCACCAGUGAACAGAAAGAUUGAGAGUGUGGCUAGUGUGCCAUCGUCCACCCCUGAUAGACCUAGCCCAUCUCCAAGCACUCCUCCCAAACUCAACAAUUAUGAAAACGAUGACUUCUCAAGAUUUGUGGACAGUGCUCCACCCCCGAUACCACAGCAACCACCUCCCCCGAUAGUCAACUCUGAGACCACACCCCCGUUACCGCGACAAUCACCUCCCCAGACUUUGCGUCAGUCGCCUAAAAUCCCACGAGCUGGGGUUAAAGUGGAGCCUAGAAAAGUCAUCUUAAAGAAAGGUUCCACGGGUCUAGGUUUUAACAUUGUUGGCGGCGAGGAUGGAGAAGGUAUUUUCGUGUCCUUCAUUUUGGCUGGUGGUCCGGCGGAUCUUGGAGGAGAACUACGCAGAGGGGAUCAAAUUUUAUCAGUAAAUAACCAUGAUUUGAGAUUAGCGACGCAUGAAGAGGCGGCAGCAACACUAAAGGGUGCCGGAGAUACUGUAGAAAUUGUAGCCCUUUAUAAACCAGAUGAAUAUAACCGAUUCGAAGCCAAGAUACAGGAUUUACGGGAACAAAUGAUGAACACAAGCACAGGAAGCUUACGUACUACACAGAAACGCACUCUUUAUGUGAGAGCUUUGUUUGACUACGACCCAUCCAAAGACAGUGGUCUUCCCAGUAAGGGGCUGCCAUUCCGUUACGGAGAUAUUCUACACGUGACAAAUGCUAGCGAUGAUGAGUGGUGGCAGGCGAAACGCGUGACGCCGGACGGAGAGGAGGAAGGCAUGGGGAUUAUCCCCAGUAAGAAACGUGUGGAUCGGAAGGAAAGGGCACGGCUAAAAAAUGUGAAAUUUACAGGAAAAACAAGUGAAAAGUCAAAUGGUAGCUUACAGGCAGCUGCUAAUGAAAAGAAAAAGAAAAAUUUCUCGUUCACAAAAAAAUUCCCAUUCAUGAAGAGUAAAGACCAAAGUGGUAGUGAAGAAGUCAGUGCUGAUGAACGUACAGCUGAGAGUGAAGCUAGUUUCCGAGGCGAUGAACCAAUUCUCUCCUACGAAGCUGUCAUACAACAAGAAUUGAAGUACACACGACCAGUGAUUGUGCUAGGUCCUCUUAAGGAUAGAAUCAAUGACGAUCUCAUCUCAGAAUUCCCAGACAAAUUUGGAAGCUGUGUCCCCCACACAACAAGAUCCAAGCGAGAUUAUGAAGUUGAUGGACGAGAUUAUCAUUUUGUGGAGUCUCGGGAACAGAUGGAGCGUGACAUUCAGAACCACCUAUUUAUAGAAGCAGGACAAUAUAACGAUAACCUGUAUGGCACAAGUGUUGCCUCCGUAAAGGAGAUUGCGGAAAAGGGAAAGCAUUGUAUAUUGGAUGUGAGUGGGAAUGCUAUAAAGCGAUUACAAGUAGCAGGACUCUAUCCAGUGGCUGUCCUAAUCAAACCUAAAUCAGCCACAUCUAUCAUGGAAAUGAACAAAAGGAUCACAGAAGAACAAGCUAGAUUGACCUACGAACGAACUAUGAAACUGGAGCAAGAGUUUGGGGAAUAUUUUACAGCGGUUGUACAGGGUGACUCAGCAAACGAAAUCUAUGCAAAGGUGAAAGAAGUGAUCCGAGACCAGUCUGGUCCCACUAUCUGGGUUCCUGCCAAGGAGAAGUUAUGAGCCAUUUGUCGUAAAGUGGACACAGGCACACAGCAAACCCAUUCAGGAGCUUUCUUGUUAGCCAUUGGAUAGCAAUUGUCAUGUGAUCCAAAAGUUAGCCAAUCGUUGAUGAGCAGACCAUUUUCAAGGCAGAUGGUUUGUGGAGUUUGAAGUAUAUAUGACACACCAUUGUGUUUUAUAUUGGGCACAACAUUUGGUGGGCGAAACUGUUCCGUUUUAACCUGUAACCAUGGAAACAUAGACUGUUGACUACGGUAACUGUAGACUGUUACCAUGGUAACAGCAAUGGCAGAGGACAGAUGGAAAGGACUUAUUUUAUCAUUAAUAUAUAAUUACAUUGUAUAAAUGUGGAUCAUCGUCACAUCCAUGUUAACCUUACUUUUGUCUGGAGGCUGGGCGGAUCUGAUAGAUGUUAAUGAGUGGGGAUGUGAGGACGCUGUGUGCGGAUUACAUGUUGUGAAUGUCGUCAGUGAAUUGGAGAAACCUUUUGUCUUUCUUUUGUUGUUGGGGAGGCUGUGGUUUGUACAUAAAUAUCACAUGCUGGUAUAGAUCCUGGCUUAUUAAACCUUUCAUUAUAAAUCCUUACACCAAAACUUGAAACUAGAUGUGUGGAUUGAGAGCCACAAUACUAUAUUAUUAGACUCCGGAAAGCAGAGCUCAGGAAAUGAGCUUAGGUUAUCGUGGCACCAAAAAUCAAUCAUGGAUAUCUGUCAUAUCACUGACAUGUUGUAAUAUGUAUCUCUAGUAGAAUAUUUUACUGAAUUGCCAUAAUUUUACAUAGAUAUUGGUAUGACUUACAACAGAAUAAUUAAAUAGAUCAACCCAGUGUUAUACUUUAGAACUGGAUUUCUAUUCUCCCAAGUACCGGAAUGAAUGAAUAUGUCUUGAGAUCAAUGCUAUCUCCUCUGGGCGUUUUAAUACAAGUAUAAUUAAACGGUAAUAUAUUUUUAAAAUAUAAACUUUUUUUAAACUAAUUAUAGAGGAUGUUUUGAGCCAGUACUAACUAGAGUUAUUCUAUUCUAGCAGGAACACGUAUACAACUAUAUUCGAAAGUUAAAGUGGGCAUUUUGGUGAAAUUUUUGCAUCUACUAGAUCUGAGAAUCAUUAAACACCAGAUGAAAGCGUUUUGUGUAGAUGGCACUACUACAUUGUAAAAUUUCAUCAAUACUGAAUAAUAAAUCUGGUAAAUAUCAAGACAUUUUAUUAAAGUGAUUACAACCGUAGAAUUGCAUAUGAAAAUUUCCCGAGCAGGCCACUUUCCACUUUAAUUACUCACCAUUGUAACCUAGGUCACUGUAUGUAAGUAUAUAGAUUAUGAUUAUCAAUUUAUUCUGGAAGAUUUUAACUGAAAGAAAAAUGUAACCUCUUAUCCAAAGUUUUUCAAUUAAUACGAUAAUAAUGCAUUCUGAAGUCUUUCAAGGCUACAGAAAGAUGUAGGGAGGAUUUCUUGUUUUGUAAUUUCGACAAAGGCAAUCUCAGGAAAAAACGGAUAUAAAUUUGAACUUCUGAUGUCUAUAUUUGAAUAUUUAAAAUUUGCAUGGAGGUAUUAUAAGCUCUUGCCUCAGAGGAACUUUAAUGCUAUCAUGUGUUCAACCAUUCAUCAAGACAUAGUAUAUAAGAAAUUAUCUUUGUGUGAUAUCUCCAUGAAAGUGACAUGUCACGAUGGGGAUGUGUCAAAUUCAAGAGACUCUCCUGCAUUUUUAUGUGAGAGUCUAAAUCUCUGUAUCUAUAACAUGUUUGCAAUACCAUCUGCCAUCUGUGCAAAGUGUACAUUUAGUAAAUAUAAGCCCUUUCCAAUAUGGAGGGUGAUUAAUUGGUAUCUUCUGCAUCAGAACACCAGAAAAGAAAUCCAGAAUAUCCUGUGAAAAUGGUUUAUGAAAAGUAUGCAUCAAUAUUUAUUUUUCAUGACGUGUUGAACAGUCUUCCAGGCACUUUCCUUCUGGUCCGGACAAUAUUUUUCAGAUCGAAAAUAAUUCAGUUUGUGUCUAAUGAAAAUGCCAUAUAAAAAUAGUCUUAUAUUGAUUUUAGAAUUCUAUCUAGAUGUCAUCAAAUUGGAUUUAAGAUAAAUAAGGUGUACAUUGUGCCAUACGAUUUCAUCAUUGUGAAUUUGUGAAAUUUGUGAAACUUCCGACAAAUAGUUACACAUUUGGGACCCCACAUUGUGAGUAUGGGUUGUAUAAGUGUGGAAUUUUAAAAUGAAUAUUCAUAAUUAAAUUGCAUAAUGAAAUCAUGUGACAUCAAUAUUUGUGGUAGGAAUUUAUGAAUGUAACUAGAAAGAGGUUAAUUAAGGGUAGAUAACUCUGCCAUGUAAUUAAGGUUGUUAUUGUAAACUGAACAUUAUUAAUUUUCCGUCAAUAUAUAUAUAUGUUGUUCAUUACUAUAUAUAUAAAACUGCUGACAAGUGUUGUCAAUAUCAGGAAACGUCAAUAGCUCAAUCUCUCUCGAAGGCACCCUAUCAUAGAGAUAGAUUUCUUUAAAACCAAAUACCUACUUGUUUUUUUGUCAUUGAGGUAAUGAAUGUUCCUAAGUCCAAUGACAGCCUAGAGAAACCAUGGUAUCACCGUUUUAGUAAGAUUCUUACCAAUAUGUGUGUUCUGUUUUGAGUGAGGUUAUAUCUGUAGUGUAGACACAUUCCAAGUCCUUAUGUAGACUGUUGUAAAAUACAAGUUAGACUUUUUAAAUUUAAGAGAGAGCAUUUUAAUUGAAAUAAUUUUCUAUUUAACAAAGUAUGUUCAAUCAAGGUAUUCACUUGCCACAUCUGUUUCAUACAAAAAGUGCAAUUUACAUCCAUAUGAUGUUGUGUAAAUGUCAAACUUCGUAUAAAUAUAUAUAUAUAACGACGUGUACAUUGAGUUAUCUCCCCUUGUCCCAUUCACAAGAUUUAUCUCCCCCUGUCCCUGUUGCACAGCACGGUCAUUGGCUCACUGUGCUUCUUAUUGUAGUUAAAUCUGGCUGUACAUUUCUUUAACAGAUCUAACAGGUCUUUCAAGGUGUAAAAUAUUCCUUUUUUAAGAAAAUAUUAUUGUAGAUAUUUUUUCUUCUAUUAUAUUUUAAAAACAAUGAGUCUUUUAGAGAAAAACUAGACUUUGCUAUUUGAGAAAUGACAGGAAUUCUUUUCUUGUUUAAAUGUUUUUGAUGGACGAUUAUUUAAAUCAAGGUUAUCAAAUGAAAAAAUUUGACAUGUUUUAGGAUGAAUUAUUAAUAUUCAGCAGUGCUGUUGAAUUUUUCUACACAACCUCUAGUGAUCAGCUAAGUAGCUGGUUCUCUACUGAGUCGAUGCUUCAAUCAGAUCAGCGGAAAGGGUCUGAAAUUCAUAUUAGUUUGGUGCAGCAAUCUGUUUAUUUUUCCACUUGACUUUGUCGAGAGGCAAUAUGAAAUCCUGUCACUUUCAUAUUAUCUUACAUUUUGUAUUCUCCACUCUGUUCCAGUUGUGUUUUAAACUUUCAUUGCAUGCUAAUUGCUAGAUGUCUAUUACCAGUGGCAAAGUUGAUAAACAGUUUAACUGCAGUUGUUGUUAUUAUCAUCAUUUUUAUACACAAAACCUUCACUUCCAGGUGAGUUAUCCAUUGUAUCAACUUUGAAUUCAUUAAAUAAUGACAUCUGUGUAAAUGUUCAACAUAAAGGGAGUUAAUCAUUCGGGUUAUCUCCCCUUGUACCAGUGGCGACCAGUAGCUAGGACAAGUACUUCUAUAUAUAGAAAUAGCACACCAAGAAAGGUACUAGCUCAAUACGAGGCCAAGAUGGAUUUAUAGGUGAAUAGGAAAAUUAAAUAAAUUGACAACUAUAAACUUUAA
Ylistrum balloti is the source of this 6739-nucleotide messenger RNA. RefSeq names its product disks large homolog 2-like. Gene Ontology annotation, biological process: chemical synaptic transmission. The record is from RefSeq and is a predicted model, not a curated record. The transcript has 26 exons. Gene Ontology annotation, cellular component: postsynaptic density membrane; neuromuscular junction; neuron projection. Lineage: Eukaryota; Metazoa; Mollusca; Bivalvia; Pectinida; Pectinidae. The coding region runs from base 198 to 2945 and encodes 915 amino acids. Gene Ontology annotation, molecular function: kinase binding.